GACUUUACAAAAUGGCGCCUUCGUAAUAAGGUCAGGUGAUGGAUCUUCUCCAUUUUAGCUGGGACGUUUUAGUUGGCAAUGGAAGCUGGGGGACGAACGAUGUUUUUAUUGGUGGUGAGGUUUGAUGUCAUGGUUUGGAUGAGGUGGUUUCUCGUUUCAUUUGUCAAAAAGUCGGUGUCAGUCUACAAGGAGGAAAAACGGUGUCAGGCUGGAAAAUCUCCUCGUCGCGAUCAACAACACACAUUCGAUUCAAUGUAAUUCAACGUUAUGGUGACAGGGUGUAACUCCGAGCGCAGGAAGACCAAACAUUCGCCUUGUAGAUUGCCAUCAACGUGUUUCGCACGUCAGUCAGGAGAGGCAACAUCUUGUUUAAGCUUCUUUUGGAUAUUUUUGUUCAAUGUUUUUUUUUUUUUUAGUCUCAUUUAACAUUGCUUACCAUCACCACCCUAGCCAAACACCAUGCAAGACGUCUGCAUUACUGAACAGGCAACCACAUUUAUGGGGUGGCCUAUGUUUGUUAUUUUGGUAUAAUGCGAGAUGUGAACCGAUCGGAGAGGUGCUGAUGAUAAGUUGUGUAAACAUUUUUGCAACCUUGUUGUCAGUUUGCCUACUGGUCACAAGUAAUUUCCAAGUUGUGAUUGAAACACGCUUCACGCAUGGCUCAGAUAUGCCAACAAGAUGAUCUUUCCACUGCACUUGUAUUCUCCCGUCCCUACAACCUAAAAGGAAAAUACUUACAGUGAUGCUAGGUUUUAAUAAAUAAUGACCGCACUCGACAACUUCAUAUCACACGCUUUCCUUCCUCAACCUAACCCAUUUGCGAGCCCCGCCUUGGGUAAAGGAUUGGUUCAAUAUGGGGGUUGGGCGGCUGCAAAUCCUCUGUGUGCAGAUUCCGCUCUGUUGAAUGGUUGAGGGACAUGGCCAUCAUGCGUCCGGUCCCGCCUCCCGCGGUGAGCAGGGUAGUAUGUGAAUUGUGUCUGAGAGGCGGUAUCCUGAACUGAACAGGGCUUUGCAUGUCAAAGUGGUGGUCUUGUGUUUCUUGAUCGAAGCCAAAAUGGAUAUGAAGAAAAGAAUUCAUCUAGAAUUGCGAAAUCGGACACCGUCUGAUGUCAAAGAGCUUGUGCUGGAUAACUGCCGGUCGAACGAGGGCAAAAUCGAGGGCCUCACAGAUGAGUUUGAAGAGCUGGAGUUCCUGAGCACGAUCAACGUUGGCUUGACGUCCGUCUCAAAUCUGCCCAAAUUAAAUAAACUCAAAAAGCUUGAGCUGAGUGACAACCGUAUCUCAGGCGGUCUGGAGGUCCUGUCGGAGAAAUGCCCCAGCCUCACACACCUCAACCUCAGCGGCAACAAGAUUAAAGACCUCAGCACCAUCGAUCCUCUGAAAAAGCUGGAGACUCUAAAGAGUUUAGACCUGUUCAACUGCGAGGUGACCAACCUGAACGACUACCGGGAGAACGUCUUCAAGCUCCUCCCCCAGCUCACCUACCUGGAUGGCUACGACAAGGAUGAUAAGGAGGCGCCCGACUCAGAUGCGGAGGGCUACGCAGGGCUGGAUGACGACGACGAUGAAGAUGAAGAUGACUACGAUGAAGACGCAGCUCCAGGAGAGGAGGAUGAUGACGAUGAAGAUGUAGAAGAGGAGGAGGAUGAAGAGGGAGAGGAAGAGGAUGACUUGAGUGGAGAGGAGGAGGAGGAAGAUGACCUGAAUGAAGGCGAGGAGGAGGAAGAGGACGAUGAGGAACGGGGACAGAAGAGGAAACGAGACCCUGAAGACGAUGAUGAGGACGAUGACGACGACGACUGAUCUGCUGACCGCCUCCACCUACCUACCUACCUACCUGCUCUUUUUAAAAUGGCCGACCGACCGAACGAACGAUGUGUGUUUUUCUAAACGGGUGUAUAAAUUGUGUGGGGGGAGGGGGGGUGGGUGAUUUCCCUUUAAGCUGUCCUCACAGGCAAGACGGCAUGAAUGGAGGAGCUCCUGUACUGAACUGUGUGUGUGUGGAUGUGAGUGAAAAGAGAAUGUGUGUGUGGAUGGAUGCAACAGGCGGGUGUUUUUACCACAGGCAAACACUUGUACCCAAAGGCUUUUCUGAGUGCAUGUCCAAGUAUUUUGAUGACUACUGCUUUUUUUGUAAAGAUGUCAUAGUUCGAUUUCCCCCUCCCCUCCCCAUACGGGUGCUGUCGAGUGGGGCUGUUUUACAGAAGAAACUAUUUUACUGUUGGAUGGUGUGUGUCUGGUCUGCCUCACCCCAGGGACGUGUGUGUGUGUUUCCGUGUGUGUGUGUUUCCCGUCCGUCUGUCCCUCUCCCCUGUCUGCCAUUAUCAGAGCCCCCCCAAUCACCCUCCCCACCCCUUGCUCCGCUAGUCUAUGUGGGCUCUUUGUAAAUAGUGACCAAAUCUUUUUCUAUGCUUUUUUGAUAAUGGUAGACUUUUUUUUUCAUUAUCCAGCUGUAAUGUUGAACUAUAAUAAAGUCUCCUUUUGGAAUGGUGUGAGUCCCA
Messenger RNA from Engraulis encrasicolus (European anchovy), 2502 nucleotides. Its product is annotated as acidic leucine-rich nuclear phosphoprotein 32 family member A-like. NCBI's taxonomy places the organism in Eukaryota, Metazoa, Chordata, Actinopteri, Clupeiformes, Engraulidae. The record is from RefSeq and is a predicted model, not a curated record. Gene Ontology annotation, biological process: regulation of apoptotic process. Gene Ontology annotation, molecular function: histone binding. The coding region runs from base 1055 to 1804 and encodes 249 amino acids. The transcript is spliced from 7 exons. Gene Ontology annotation, cellular component: nucleus.